This is a messenger RNA of Paramacrobiotus metropolitanus, 3393 nucleotides long. RefSeq names its product guanine nucleotide-binding protein-like 1. The transcript has 4 exons. Lineage: Eukaryota; Metazoa; Tardigrada; Eutardigrada; Parachela; Macrobiotidae. Bases 226 to 1260 code for a protein of 344 amino acids. Gene Ontology annotation, molecular function: GTPase activity. The record is from RefSeq and is a predicted model, not a curated record.
UUACGUACUCUUUCCUGUUUCCGAUCGGGCAACUUGGGUAUAAAGCAGUUCACUUUGCAGUUUUCCCCAGUUUCUUUUAACCUGCUUUUACAGUUUUACAAUCGUUUUACAGUCGUUUUUGGAAGUGUACUCACUAGGUUAUUAGAAAAUUACACAGUUUAUCAUUUAUGUUCGUGUUAAAAGUAUACAGUUUGAUUUGUCGUUCGUUUACAUGGAUCAAUAGAGAUGCCAAAUCGUAAGAAACCGUUUAGUGUGAAACAGAAGAAACAGCAGAUUUCACAAAAGCGGGAAAGGAAACGAAACCGAAGCGGCGAUCUGCAGUCUACGAGCGACGAAGGUGAUGUGGACGAUGCCAUAAUCCUGACUGGGGACUUUCAAGAAGAAAAUCCGCCGGGAUUGAACGUUCGCGUCGCCAAAGUUAAUCAGCAACCUGGAUCUCAGCAGCUUCAUCCGAAAGCGAAGAAUGAAUACGAUCCAAACCGUUACCGACUGCAUUUCUAUCGCGAGUCAAAGGAAGAACUGAAAUUGCGGAAGGAAAAAGCUUCGCUGCCAGUGGAAGCGGUUCCCGAGGAGAAGCUGGAGAUGAGCUUGGAGGAUAUUUACCGACCUGGUUCGGAGUUGGACAUGCCUCGACGCCCGCCGUGGGAUUACACCAUGACGAAGGAGCAGCUGGAUGCGAAUGAGCAGAAAUACUUUCGGAGUUAUGUUGAGAAGAUAUUUGCUGCUCAUCAUGAUUCCGUGGAUUUGUCGUACUUCGAACUGAAUCUGGAAACUUGGCGCCAGUUGUGGCGUGUGAUGGAGAUGAGCGACGUGUUCCUAGUCAUUGUGGAUCUUCGUUUCCCAGUUCUACACUUUCCUCCGACGUUGUAUAAAUAUUUAAUGGAAGAACUGAAAAAGCCGAUCAUCCUUAUUCUCAAUAAAAUUGAUCUGGUGCCUCCGCCGCUAGCCGUAGCCUGGCGGCAGUAUUUCGCUUCGACGUAUCCCUCCUUGAAAGUGGUUCAGUUCGGUUCCAGUCCCCGUACAGCUGCAGAUCUGGAGAGGAUGUUCAAAAAGAAGAAACCAACCAAACGCAGCAAAUACCAGAUCUGUUACGGUGUACGCGAGAUAUUUGACUACUGUUCCGAAGUAGCCAAAGGGGAAGUCGACGUGACGUUGUGGAAACAGCGACUGGAUGCUAUUGAAUCGGGAGGUGCGCUUCCGGAUAAAGUGCCGAUUCCACCGGCGGAUGCUCAUCAGAUGGACGGACACCAUGUUCCCUAAUUUCCCUUCAAAGACGGUGUGCUGACCAUUGGUUGCAUCGGAGAACCGAAUGUCGGCAAAUCUUCCGUGAUCAACGCGUUAAUGGGUCAGAAAGUGGUGUCUGUCUCGAAAACUCCCGGCCAUACCAAGCAUUUCCAAACUAUAUUCCUUGCUCCGAAUGUCAAGCUCUGUGACUGUCCUGGAUUGGUCUUUCCGGCUACUGCGCCCAAAGUCCUGCAGAUUAUCGGCGGAAUCUAUCCCAUUUCUCAAGUAUCGGAUCCAUAUAGCGUUAUCGGCUAUUUGGCCGCUCACCUGCCACUCAUUCAACUGUUGAAACUGAAGCAUCCAAAGGGAGAAUCGGCCAAAUUCUCGCCAUUAGACAUCUGUGAAGCGUGGGCGCUGAAACGAGGAUUUUUCACGGCCAAGGCAGCCCGACCGGAUGUGUAUCGAGCCGGCAUUCACUUGUUGCGCAUCAUGCUGGAGGGGAAAAUCUGUCUGCGAACGUAUCCACCGGGUUACGUGGAGAAGAAAAAGCACUUUGAGAAUUUUGGCGAAACGAAGCAGUUUGCAUCUGAGUUGGAGCAACUGGAACAGAAGCUGCAUGGUGUUGCAAAAAAUGACGCUGUUCUAACCUUUAAGGAUUAUGAGGACGUAUGCGCUUACAUGCUCCGUACGGCGCCUGUCCCACCGGAUUAUCACCCUGUCCUUUCCUUGAAGCAGUUUUUAUUUAUCAUCGGAUGUUUUAUAUUUGUCUUGAUUCUCAUCUUCCACCCGAAGCCUCUGCUGCUGUUAUUCACGACGUUAUUGCGGUUAGGAUUGACUGUAUAGGAUUGGGAUCCCACUUUUCCUUUUCCAGGGACUGAAAUAGUGCAGAAUCAAUGAUGGACGCUUUGCGACUUCCCCCCCCCCUCCCGGGGGCGAAGUUUAAAAAUGUUUGAACUUUAGACGAAUUACAACACUUAAAUUUUAAUGAGUUUGCUGUUUCGAGAUAAGGUUUGUAGAAGUUGCUUGGGAAAACGAGAUCUUUAUAGUUUAUAUACAACUGUUAAAUUCGACCGCGUAAUCAAUUCGCGCGAAACCAACGGAUAGAUUGACGUGGUAAACUGCUGAGAAAUUCGACAAAAAAUACUAUAGAUAUUUCUCGGUAUAGGGAGGGUGGGGGCUGGAUGGAGAGUACGAAAAAAGCCGGUGAACAGAAGUAGGAGUAACUACAAAUCACGCAAUAAUCCCCAGUUGGUUCAACUUUCAGCCCAUCUCACCUUUGCGGUCUCAUUCAAACCCCGCUUUUGAAAUGAACCGCUAAUUUGUGCAAGAUAACAGUGUGUUGAGUUUAAUGAUGGACGCAAAUGUCUUGAAGUGAAUGAGGACAGCGCUUGGCCAUCUUGUACGCGUCGCGUAACAAGACAACGCAGUGAGCGCACUGGGCCCACCCAGUUUCCGGCCUUUAAAACCGAUGUAAUGCUGUUUCUAAAACCGCGCGGAGCGCGAAAAAAAUUAAUUUUUUGUGCUAAUACGGUGCAGUUUUGCGUGUUCCUGGUCAGAAAACGACACUUAAAAUUCUCAUCCCAUCUUUUUUUUAUGCGCAGUUCCCACCGCCUCUUCAUCUGACCUUCACUCCCCGCUAACCUUGGCACUAAACAGUUGCGAUUUUGCGUGAAGAAAUAGGUAGUACUCUGUAUGGUUUAUUUAGUAAGUACUUGAGAAGGCAUAAUAUGUGCAUUUCGCACCGGGAUGCUACCGAGUAGCUGGCUGCCGAAAUACACCUUGACGCCUGACGGGCAAGGUAGCGAACAGCGACAAGUGAUAGUCAGCGUAGCGAGUGAGCCUACGCUUACUUGUUAAGCUUAUAUGGCUGCUACCGCUUAUUGAUGCAAAAAUUGUCGUACAGCUAGUACAUCAGCACGGUACAACUAUGACCUUAUUUCUUCCAAUGCAAGUAGAAGCCACAAAAGCUAAAUCAACCAUGCACAUGUGUUCUUUCAACAACACCCGUACACGCGAAGAAAAAACCAUUUCACAACAAAUGAGGAAUGACACUCCGUUGCGGAGCGAGAGAGGAAGGGAGGAAACCUUGAACUUUAAGGUUGCAAGCACUGUUGGACUCGCCGUAUAUUUUGAUAUUGCGCAUGUGGUAAUUUCCCCGUAGCUACGUAU